Molecule: messenger RNA, 1352 nt
Organism: Ochotona princeps (American pika)
Lineage: Eukaryota; Metazoa; Chordata; Mammalia; Lagomorpha; Ochotonidae
Gene: AQP7
Product: aquaporin 7
Exons: 8
Coding region: 151-1281 (376 amino acids)
Biological process (GO): glycerol transmembrane transport; water transport
Cellular component (GO): basolateral plasma membrane; plasma membrane
Molecular function (GO): urea transmembrane transporter activity; water channel activity; glycerol channel activity
Source: RefSeq, a predicted model, not a curated record
GGAUCCAGGCAGGGGUGGCACUGGGGCCUCUCGCUGGGAACUGUACUGCAGAGGACGUGACCGUGGGAUUGUCUGAGGCAGCAACCCAAACUUGGAGGUGAAGGCCUGACUUUGUAUUUGGAAUCAGUCCUGUGCGUCUGGGACACAGGCAUGUCCCACUCUCUCCUUGGCCUCCUGGAAUUAUCUGGAAGACAAAAUAUGGCUUCGACAGACAGGCAGAGGUGCUCCCGGAUGGUCUCUGAGCCUGUACUUCCAAGGAUCCAUGCAAUCCUGCAGAAGGAGACUGUGCGAGAGUUCCUGGCAGAGUUCCUGAGCACCUACGUCAUGAUGGUGUUUGGUCUGGGUUCUGUGGCCCACAUGGUCCUAGAUCAGACGCACGGGAGUUACCUCGGUGUCAACAUAGGUUUUGGCUUCGGUGUCACCAUGGGAGUGCACGUGGCAGGCAACAUCUCUGGGGCCCACAUGAACGCAGCUGUGACCUUCGCUAGCUGUGCGCUGGGCCGCAUGUCCUGGAGGAAGUACCCCGUGUACGUGCUGGGCCAGUUCCUGGGUUCCUUCACCGCUGCCGCCACCAUCUACGGCCUCUUCUACAGGGCCAUUCUCCACUUCUCCGGUGGAGAGCUGGCAGUGACGGGUCCCCAGGCCACCGCAGGCAUUUUUGCUACCUAUCUUCCUGAGCACAUGACGUUGUGGUGGGGCUUCCUGAAUGAGGUCAGUGGUCCAGGGUUGGGGGCUGCUCCCCAAGGCCCUCCUCAGAAGCCUGGAUGGGAGACUGUACCAAGAUCGGUUCCUGCCCAAGUGUAUGUGGUACUGACCGGAAUGCUCCAGUUUUGUAUCUUAGCCAUCACUGACAAGGAAAACAACCCAGCGCUGCCGGGCACACAAGCCCUGGUCACCGGCAUCCUAGUUACCAUCAUUGGAGUAUCCCUGGGCAUGAACACCGGUUAUGCUAUCAAUCCAUCCCGGGACCUGCCUCCCCGCUUCUUCACCUUUAUUGCUGGCUGGGGCACAGAGGUGUUCAGGGCCAGCGAGAACUGGUGGUGGGUACCAGUGGUGGCGCCACCCAUGGGUGCCUACAUAGGUGGCAUUGUCCACCUGGUCUUCAUUGGCUCCCGGGCCCCACAGGAGUCCCAGGGACAAGAGAACUCUGCGGUGACUGAAGACCAUGGGCUAACUGCGCUGCCUAAGACCAGCUCUCACUUCCCUGUGAUGUCCAUCAACACACCUUCCGUGCAGCCCAUCCCCACUGUGACCGACUCCAUGCCCCUAGAGAGCUUCUGAGUAGAGACACUUGGUGACUCCGCCACUAUCCCAAUUAAAAAAAAAGUGGUCCUGCAGCGGCACCCUCCCCA